This is a messenger RNA of Photinus pyralis (common eastern firefly), 954 nucleotides long. RefSeq names its product receptor expression-enhancing protein 5-like. NCBI's taxonomy places the organism in Eukaryota, Metazoa, Arthropoda, Insecta, Coleoptera, Lampyridae. The coding region runs from base 236 to 763 and encodes 175 amino acids. The transcript is spliced from 5 exons. The record is from RefSeq and is a predicted model, not a curated record.
AAAAAUAGAUUAUUUUUUUCCCAUUUUCCAAUCUAUAAUUUGUGCUUGGCACCCAGAAGAAAGGGAAACAUAAGCGGGUGAUCUAGUUUUAUUUUAGGUUUUAACCACCAAAAAAUUUAGACCACAGCAGAUUGUACUUCCAUUUUCCCCUUUCAUUUCACUAUCUGACCAAUCAGAUUCAUUUUUAAAAUCAGCAUAAUCACCUUGAAAUUGGGCGAAAAAACUUGAAGGGAAAAUGGCAGCAAAAGUAAUGGAAAUUAAGGAAAAACUUGAAGCCACCCUUAAUGAUGGCAGCAAACCAUGGACGGCGAUUCUGGCUCAGAUAGAGGCGAAAACUGGCAUUAAUCGGGUUUAUAUAUUUUUUGUAUCGGUUGCUGGCCUUGCACUUUGGUUGAUGUUUGGCUUCGCAGGACAGCUGGUUUGUAACUGUGUAGGCUUUCUGUAUCCUGCUUAUGUGUCCAUACAUGCAAUUGAAACGCCUCAUAAAGAUGAUGAUACAAAGUGGUUAACUUAUUGGGUUGUUUACGCAUUAUUUUCACUUGUGGAAUUCUUCGCCGAUAUUAUCGUUGGUUGGUUCCCAAUGUAUUGGUUACUCAAGUGCGUCUUUAUGGUGUGGUUGAUGAUACCAACUGAAUUUAAUGGUUCUCUAAUUCUAUAUAAUCGUAUAAUAAAACCUUACUAUCUACAACAUCAUUCAAGAGUCGAUGACACAAUCAAUAAAGUGCGACAAGAAGCUACGAAGAUAUUAGAAAAACAACAAUAAUUUUUAUGCACUAUUUGCCUGUUGUUACUGGAAUGUUUAAAGCCUGGUGUGGUACUUGCAUUAGCUUAUGGUUUUACUUUGUGAGAUUUAUGCAACGAUUCAUACUUUGGCACCAAUAAUUUUUUUAUAGCUACUAAGUCCACUGUGUAUUUUAUCUCGUUUUUAAUUAUUAAAUAUUUAUACAAUGUCAA